This is a messenger RNA of Prionailurus viverrinus (fishing cat), 2793 nucleotides long. RefSeq names its product ariadne RBR E3 ubiquitin protein ligase 2 (gene ARIH2). Gene Ontology annotation, biological process: positive regulation of proteasomal ubiquitin-dependent protein catabolic process; protein polyubiquitination; ubiquitin-dependent protein catabolic process. The transcript has 16 exons. Bases 410 to 1885 code for a protein of 491 amino acids. The record is from RefSeq and is a predicted model, not a curated record. Lineage: Eukaryota; Metazoa; Chordata; Mammalia; Carnivora; Felidae. Gene Ontology annotation, molecular function: ubiquitin conjugating enzyme binding; zinc ion binding; ubiquitin protein ligase activity. Gene Ontology annotation, cellular component: ubiquitin ligase complex; cytoplasm.
UCUCAGCUCCCAGCGCCGCCCGCGGAGGGGCGGCUGAAGGCCACGGCCGGGGCGGGCGGGCGCCUGGCGUCUCUCAGUUUUUUCUCCUCCCGCCGUCUUCUCAGCUGGUGGAGAGGUCGGAGGCCAGCGCCUCUGACCGACUGGCGCCGGCGCAUCUGGGCCCUCCCUACCGGGCGCGCCGGGGAAACGCGCCGCCUCUGGGGCUUCCAACUCCAGUCAUCUUUCGGAGCCUUCGCAGUGCCAUUCGCACGAUGGAAGUUAUAUGACAUAGAAUAUUUGGGGUGACAUCUUGAAAGAUCUUCAAGAAUUACAGAAGACAAAAAACACUAAUGCAUUUGAGAAAGUGGUAAAGUUUGGGGGGAGGGGAAAAAAACUGCUUUCCUGAUCUGCAACUUGGCUGGAUGCUAAGAUGUCUGUGGACAUGAAUAGCCAGGGGUCUGACAGCAAUGAAGAGGACUAUGACCCAAAUUGUGAGGAAGAAGAAGAAGAUGAAGACCCUGGGGACAUAGAGGACUAUUACGUGGGAGUAGCCAGUGAUGUUGAGCAGCAGGGAGCCGAUGCCUUUGAUCCUGAGGAGUACCAGUUCACCUGCUUGACCUACAAGGAGUCCGAGGGUGCCCUCAAUGAGCACAUGACCAGCUUAGCCUCUGUCCUAAAGGUAUCUCAUUCAGUUGCUAAACUUAUAUUAGUUAAUUUCCACUGGCAAGUUGCAGAGAUACUGGACAGAUACAAGUCUAAUUCUGCUCAGCUGCUUGUUGAGGCUCGAGUUCAGCCCAGUCCCUCGAAACAUGUUCCCACAGCCCACCCUCCUCACCACUGCGCAGUGUGUAUGCAGUUUGUGCGGAAGGAAAACCUACUUUCUCUGGCCUGUCAGCACCAGUUUUGCCGUAGCUGCUGGGAACAGCACUGCUCAGUACUUGUCAAGGACGGUGUGGGUGUAGGAGUCUCUUGCAUGGCUCAGGACUGCCCACUGCGAACACCAGAGGACUUCGUGUUUCCAUUGCUGCCCAAUGAAGAAUUGAGAGACAAAUACAGGCGCUACCUCUUUAGGGACUAUGUGGAGAGUCAUUACCAGCUCCAGCUGUGCCCUGGUGCAGACUGCCCCAUGGUUAUUCGGGUACAGGAGCCUAGAGCUCGCCGAGUACAGUGCAAUCGGUGCAACGAGGUCUUCUGUUUCAAGUGUCGUCAGAUGUAUCACGCCCCCACAGACUGCGCCACAAUCCGGAAAUGGCUCACGAAGUGUGCAGAUGACUCCGAAACAGCCAACUACAUUAGUGCUCACACUAAAGACUGUCCAAAGUGUAACAUCUGCAUUGAGAAGAACGGAGGCUGCAAUCACAUGCAAUGCUCCAAGUGUAAACACGACUUCUGCUGGAUGUGUCUAGGAGAUUGGAAGACCCAUGGCAGCGAGUACUAUGAGUGCAGUCGGUACAAGGAGAACCCCGACAUUGUCAACCAGAGCCAGCAAGCCCAGGCCAGGGAGGCCCUCAAGAAGUACUUGUUUUACUUUGAGAGGUGGGAAAACCACAACAAGAGCUUGCAGCUGGAGGCACAGACGUACCAGCGGAUUCAUGAAAAGAUUCAGGAGAGGGUCAUGAAUAAUCUGGGGACAUGGAUCGACUGGCAGUACCUACAGAAUGCUGCCAAGCUCUUGGCUAAGUGCCGAUACACCCUGCAGUACACUUACCCAUACGCGUACUACAUGGAGUCUGGACCCAGGAAGAAAUUGUUUGAAUACCAGCAGGCUCAGCUGGAGGCUGAGAUCGAAAACCUGUCAUGGAAAGUGGAGCGCGCAGACAGCUAUGACAGAGGGGACUUAGAGAACCAGAUGCACAUAGCAGAGCAGCGGAGGAGAACCCUGCUGAAGGAUUUCCAUGACACCUAGGUGGGACAUGGGCGUGCUGGAGUGAGGAAGAUGUGGCUGCGAGGCCUCCUGGCUGCCGUACUGCAUGCUGCAGGCUCUGCCUUUCACGACCCCAGGCAACAGCCAGGGCCCCACUCCUGAGAGACACUGGCCGCACACCUCUUAGUCCACUUCUGUUUUCUUCUCAUCUUUUUGCUUUUUGUUUUUACCAGGGUAGAGGCCAUGUUGAAUUGGCCUCUUUUCAGGACUUUUAAUUCCCCCUGGAUGGUUGUUGGGAGGGAGGGAAAGUUUUUUCUGAAUGACUAUUAAUAGUAUUAGAUCAUUACAACUUCUGUAAUUUUCAAAAGUUGUAUAAUUAUACAAAAAAAAAAAAACAAACCAUAGAAUUACACAGAACCCUUUUUAAAAAUAAAUUGGCAAUGGAGUGUUUUACCCUCUAGCUAUUUUACUUAGAAUAUAACAUUUGCUGCCUGCCCCCACUGCCUCAGAAUGUCUACUGUAAGAGGGCCCCAGGGGUCUCUGUUUUUGGAUUCUCAUGUGUCUGGCCACAGCUGGUGUCCCAAGGGAAGAACGUGGGUGGCAGAUGGUGGGGAAUGGAGUUGGCCUGUGUAAUGGGCACGGAGCGCAGAGAAUCACAUCAUGCCUUCUGCCUGGUCCUUAGAGGCCUUUUAGUGGUUGGAUGCACCUGCCUCACCUUGCAGUGAGGAGAUAAUACAGAAAAGGGCCUUGUCACAGGGUGUCAUUGUCUGAUGGCACUAUGUGUCUGUGAGCUCAUCUUUCUUCCAGGUUUACUUGGGUCUGGCUACUGAGACCAGCCCACAGCAAAGCAUAGGUGAGCUUGUGGCCCUCCAGACCAGGGGAUGUGAGUUCAGCACAGUUGUUUCAUUUUGUCUCCUAAAGAUAGAGAUCUACUUUUAAAGGGAAUUAUU